UCAACUAAUCAACUUCAAACCAAAAGAUGUUAUUCUCAAACUAAAACAAAUCAAUCAAUCAAUACCCAAAACCCAUCAUCAACCAAACAAAAACAAUGAAAAACUCACUACCAUUACUUUACCUAAUCCACUCAAUCUAUCAUCAACCAAUCCAAUCACUCUCAUCUCAUUCACCACAAGACUUAUUAGCUUAUCCAAAAUACUCUGUAAACUUACAAGAUUGGAAUUCAGCUAUUGUUAAUUCGACUGCUAUUCAUUUACUUUCGAAUCUUACUACAUCAAAUCAACCAGAUCCAACUCAUGGAUUAACUGUUUUAGAUACUCCAGACCGAUCUGAUGAAGUUCCAAAAACUCCAAUAGCUUAUCGUCAAACACUUAUGCGUACAACAACCGGUCAAGCAUUUCUCUGUGCAGUCCCACCAAUAGCCGAUUCCAAACCGAUCAUCAAACGUCCAAAACCUGUUUCUGAAUUAUCUAAAGCAGAUGAUCAACUCAAACGUCAAGCUAAAGCGAAAGCAGAACAAGAAGGUUUAAAGAAUGGAUUAGUUCUUUUAGAGGCUUUGAAGGAUCAUUGUAUUUAUACAAGACUAGGAUGGUUUACUUAUUCUUUUUGCUAUGGACAAGGUGAAAUUCGACAAUUUCAUGCUGUUAUGAUCCCUGGUCAUAAUCAUCCACAUGAAGAUCCAACCCAAGAUGUGUUUGUGUUAGGACUACAUGUAAAUCAUCCACAACAUCCAAAUCAUCAAGCUAAAGUCGAAGGCACUCUACAAGCUCCUACAUCUCUUUCAUCUCAAGGCGAGUUAACCUCCUUAGGUCGGAAUCGGUUCUCCAACACUCCUUUGGUCACUGGUUUGGCUGAUACGGUGACGGAUGAUAUUGCGGCUGCGGCGGCUGGUCAAGAUCUUUCGGGAGAGGGGGAUGGAGAUGAGGAUGAACUUGAGCAGAAACGGUACUUGGUCCAACGCUGGGAAGGAGGUACGAUAUGUGAUAUGACAGGCAAACCACGAGCAGUAGAAGUUCAAUUUCAUUGUUCAACAGUGGGUACUGAUCAUAUUGCAUUACUCAGAGAAACUGCCUUGUGCGAAUAUCUCUUGGUGAUCCAUACACCUAGGUUAUGUUCAGAGCCUCUGUUUUUAGAUGGUGGUGGUGAUCGGAAAGCCAGUCUGGGUGGUUCAGAUGAUAGUGGAAAGAUUGAAUGUCGACCGAUUCUGAGUGAUGAAGAUUUAGAGAAAUGGAAAACGAGUGAGACGGAAAAGGCUAAGAAGAAAGCGGCUCAUGAUGCUGCCUUGGCUCAAGAACUUGAAGAAAAGAAACAUCAAAAGGCGAUUGAUGAAGCUGCUCUUCAUUCUGCUCAGGCGGCUUUACUUGAACCUCAACAGUCGACCCAACCGGCCGAAGAGUCUAGUUCAUCAGAGUCAGACGAAAAUAAGAGUCAACCGGAUCCGACGUCUUCCGAACAAAUCGUACUUGAUGGCACUAAUGGUCCUAAGACUCCAGCUGACUCCUCGGCUAAAUCUUCAUCCGAUUCAAAGCCAACUGAAGCCAAGAGUGAUACGGAAGAUCCUGGAGCUGUGGUCAUGGAUCCUAUCACAGUUUUCUUCGACACCGAUACCGGUCAAAUCUACAUGGAUGAGAACGGACCACAGGUACGGCCUAGGACUGCGACUGGUGGUGAUACGACAGGCGAGCGAGUAGCUGGACAAGCCACUGGGAGUACCGGUCAACCAGGAAGAACUCCGAAUCGAAACAUUCUACCAGGAGGAAACCCUGCAGGAGGCGAAGGAGCAACACCACCUACACUUGAAGAAUUAACCAAAGCAUUACGUGAAUCCUUAGGAGCAGUAUUACGAGACUUAAGGGAUGAAGGAGGAGCAGUAGCAGGAGCAGUAGGAGGAGCACAAGCUAGACCAGCUCGUCCGUUAUCUGAAUUGAUUGCUGCUUUACAAGAGUCUAGUAAGAUACCUACGACUAAAACACGUAAGAGUAGAAAGAAAUCGGGAAGUGGAAGUGGAGGUGGGAAAGGAACGAAGAAGGUGAAGAAAACAAAGGGUGAGGAGUUGAAGGAGUGGAAAGAGAGUGGACAUGGGAAGAUGGUUUCUAUGUAUUCGAAUAAGUUUGAGGUGAAAGAAGAAGAUGAAAAAGAUGAAAAAAGUAAAUAAAUGAAGUGGUUUAGAUUUAGUUGUAUUGUUUUUUUUGUGAGAUGGAUUUUUUGGGAUGGGUUUGAUUGGUUGUGGAAUUAAAGAAGGGUUUUUUUGUAGAAUAGUAGAAAAUCAGUUGCAUUGUUUUUUUUGAAAGUUUUGAUCCAUUUUCGAAUUGAAAACAUCUUGGAUUUAUGGAGAGUUUGAUGCUUUAAAAUUUUUCUUUCUUUUUGUUACAUUUAUUGAACACGUUAAAGUUGGUAGGAAGAGAUGUAAGUUGGGUUUGUGGAGUUUAUAGUUGAAGGUUGUGUAUCAGUAGUUGAAAUGCACAUAGGUAUAUAAUUGAAGGGUUGGUAUUUGAAUUCGAAUGGAAAUUCAAGUUUGAGUUCUUUUGAUU
This is a messenger RNA of Melampsora larici-populina 98AG31, 2535 nucleotides long. RefSeq lists its product as uncharacterized. Lineage: Eukaryota; Fungi; Basidiomycota; Pucciniomycetes; Pucciniales; Melampsoraceae. The transcript has 3 exons. Gene Ontology annotation, cellular component: endoplasmic reticulum lumen. Gene Ontology annotation, biological process: retrograde protein transport, ER to cytosol; endoplasmic reticulum unfolded protein response. The coding region runs from base 96 to 2159 and encodes 687 amino acids. The record is from RefSeq and is a predicted model, not a curated record.